This is a messenger RNA of Nothobranchius furzeri (turquoise killifish), 6701 nucleotides long. It is a transcript of the gene pdzd8, whose product is annotated as PDZ domain containing 8. Gene Ontology annotation, biological process: mitochondrial calcium ion homeostasis. Gene Ontology annotation, cellular component: mitochondria-associated endoplasmic reticulum membrane contact site. Gene Ontology annotation, molecular function: lipid binding; protein binding. The record is from RefSeq and is a predicted model, not a curated record. Lineage: Eukaryota; Metazoa; Chordata; Actinopteri; Cyprinodontiformes; Nothobranchiidae.
UGGAACCAGGCUGGUGUGUUCACAGACCAUCUGUUUUAUUCAGCAAUCCUGACUCUGUUCUGUUCAGCGGUCAGGAUCUGACGGUCGGACGGUGGAUGUGAGCCGUCUCUUUAACCAGCCAGGUGGAGACGGUGUAAACGGACCCAGCAGAUGUCACCGGUUUCAUGUUCACCGUGAGGAGUCGUCUCUACUGAGAAGCCUCCCAGGAAAUCCUGAAACCUGUUCUCCGCAGCAUGUCCACAUGGAGACGCGGAGCUGGAGCUUUUAACCACAGAGAACCCAAAGUGUCUCAGCGUUGAUCAUUUGAUUCCUGCUUCACCACAGAGCCAUGGUCUCGUUUCAGCAGCACAACGAAGGUCUUUCAGAGACCAGCUCCUGGCAGGCUGGUUUGUUUUAGGUUUUAUAUCACGAUGGGAACCAGAACCUGGUAGGAACUCUGUGUAAACACGAAGACAUGGAGACAGAGAGACUUUUGGGAGUAAUGGUUUAGGCCUUGUAUCCAUAAGAGAAAAAUAAUAAUCUGCUAAAAGGCUUUAAAAGUUUAGGCGUUGUACCUGUAACAGUGAUGAGUUUAGAUCUAACAGCUGUUUCAUUCAUCACUUCCCUCCAAUCAGCAAACAGGGAAGUGUGAAAUUAAACAGGCAGAAAAGGCUGGAGGGAAUAGAUCAGAGAAAGGUCAGAUCACAGAGGUAAGUCCAGGUCCAGACGAGAAACUCUGAUCUUCCUCUCCUGCUCCUGGAGGAUUCUCAAGCAUCUUUAAUCCCUCCAGAGCCUGCUCUGGGAUCUCCUCAAACAACAAAGCAGGAAACCCUUCAAAGGGAAUUUACCAGGAGGCAUCCAAAUCAGAUGCUUGAAUCCCCUUCUGUCUAUAAGAAGGAGUGGCGUUUCUACUCAGAGUUCCCAGCUCCUCACCAUCAUCAUCUCUGGGGCUGAGCUGUGCCUCCCUACAGAGGAAGAUCCUGGCAGGUGUUUUCAUCCAAGUUCUCCAUAUUUCUGUCAAAAGCUCAUGAGCACUAGUGGGGAGAACGUGAGAUCCAGACACAAACCGGAUCAACGCCCUGAUCUGUUAUCGCUCUGUCUCUCCUCCCAUCGCCCAAAAGUCAGUCAGCUGGAACUUGGUAGUAGUACUGUAACUAGUACUAGAUUACCACGAGUAGACUAGUGACGCUAAAAUGUUUAGAACUCCCCCAAAAAAUCUAAAUAAAAAGAGUAAACUGUAGAUCCAUAAAUAAAUGAUAAAAAAGGAUCAAAAGACAUGAGACCUUUUGGAUUUUACUCAUUUAGACAGACAGAUGUUUUCUUCAGGGGUUUUCCGGUAACUCUCUAAAAUCCGACACACCCUGAACGCAUCGGGUGAAACAACUCCGUCAUUACGCACAGAGACGUACAGGGUUCGACCAAUCAGGUGCGGCGCCCUGCGCUCAGGAACCAGCAGAUGACCAGGUGGGAGUAGCAUUGUCUCGUCUAGCCGCGGCUCCCGGUGGCCGUGAGCGGGUUUCUGGCCGACAGCUCGACAUGAUUUACUUAAUUCUGAUCUCCGCGUUCUGCGGCGCGGUUCUCACGCUGCUGCUGCAGUUCCUGCUCAUUUACCGGAGGAGCCCGGAGCCCCUCGGCAGGACCGUUCAGUAUGUCAAAGUGGUGCCUGACGACGCGCUGAAGGAUUACUUUAAUACCCCGCACACCGAGCCGAACCAGCACCAGCAGCAGGACGGCUCGGCCGCGGCUGCAUCCCGGCAUCAGGAGGCCGCCUUCAGCAGCAGGCAGCCGGAAGCGGCGGUGUCCGGCGGCGGUAGCCCCAAACAGCCGCCGCCACCGCCUUCACAAAGCGAGCCCCUCGAUGCGGGCAGAGCCGAAACCUGCAAUUUCCUUAACGCGAUAUUCCUGUUCCUGUUCCGGGAGCUCCGGGACACCCCGGCGGUCAGACACUGGAUCACCAAAAAGAUCAAGGUGGAGUUCGAGGAGCUGCUGCAGACCAAGACCGCCGGCCGGCUCCUGGAGGGGCUGAGUCUCCGGGACAUCUCCCUGGGGAACUCACUUCCGCUCCUCAAAAGCGCGCGGCUGAUGAAACCGGUCCAGAUGAACGAGGACGGGAUGCCCGAGGAGCUCAACUUCGAGGUGGACAUCGAGUACAGCGGCGGCUUCCACCUGGCCAUAGACGUGGACCUGGUGUUUGGGAAGUCCGCCUACCUGUUCGUUAAGAUGCGGCGCGUGGUGGGCAGGCUGAGGCUGCAGUUCACGCGCAUGCCCUUCUCUCACUGGUCCUUCUCGUUCGUGGAGGACCCGCUGGUGGAUUUUGAGGUGAAGUCUCAGUUUGAGGGGAGGCCGCUGUCCCAGCUCACCUCCUUCAUAGUUAACCAGCUGAAGCGGGUCAUCAAGAGGAAACACACCUUACCCAACUACAAAAUCAGAUACAAGCCCUUCUUCCCGUUCCAAGUGCAGCCUCCUCUGGGUCCAGCGAGUGACUUGGACCUGUCGCUGCAGGACAGCAGGCUGGUGGAGGGCCGACUCAAAGUCACACUUAUUGAAUGUAGCAGGCUCUUCAUCCUGGGCUCCUACGACAGAGAAACAUAUGUUCACGCCACCCUGGAGCUCAGCAGUCACCUGUGGAAGGAGAAGAGUCGCAGCUCCAUCAAACGGACUGAGGUGGUGAAGGGCGCGUGUGGCAGCGUGGGCAUGACCUUCAGGCACGUUCCUGCCUACGAGGGCGAAGCGGUUUAUGUCAGCAUCGAAACGGUGAUGCCCAACUCUCCUGCAGCCAUGGCGGACCUGCAGAGGGGAGAUCGUCUCAUUGCUAUUGGAGGUGUCAAAGUGACGUCUUCGGUUCAAGUGCCCAAGCUGCUGAAACAGGCGGGAGACAAGGUGGUGGUGUGGUACGAGAGACCAGUUCGUCAUCAGACUCCUGCUUUGGGAAACCUUGGAACCCUGCAGGAAGGACUUGGGCCGCUAGAGGAAACGGGUUUCAUUCCCCAGCCUGGAGGCUACGAGGAGGACCCGGCUCCUAUCACCACCCUCUCUGAUGUGUCCGACAGCAAAGACAUGGACUCUGAGUUUGAGGAGCUGAUCGUGGACUCCAAACCUGGUCAGACUGGUACCACCACUAACACCAGUGACACCAAGGAGGAUUUCUUACUUGCUGUGAACCAAAGCCCUAAAAGGACAGUGGCCAACUUGGCCUCCAAACCGCUCGGUACCAUUUCACCCAUCCUCAACCGCAAGUUAAACCUCGUGGGUCUGCAGUCACCGCUAAAGCCCCAGGUCAAAGAAUCACCUAAACCAUCACCACUUAAGACCAUUAAUGACCCAGGAGAGGGUCUGCAACGCCCCAGUGUCCCCCCUCCACCUCCUCCGUCACGCCCCCCGGUCCCACCGCGUCCUCAGAUCAAGCUGACGUCAGCAUCCUCAGAAACCAGCCUUUUAGAGGGCAUUGAUUCUGUCACCACCACUGCUGCUGCUUCAGUCGUCCCUACUGUGACUGCAACCAUCAGCUCUUUGGAAAAGUCUCCAGAGAAGGCUCCUCCCCCUGCAGUCAUCGAGGAUAAGACCGGUUCUGAGAAGACGAGUCUAAAACAGCCUGAAGCAAAACAGUCUAUCAAGCCAUCAGAGUUGAGCGACGAGAUGAUCGGUCCCACCUCUGUGACUGGAAACAAGAGCGAUCAAGCCAAAGACAAGGUUUCCGAGAGUUCCUGCAGCACACGAGACAGUUUGGACGAUCACUUACUCUGGGAAUCUCCAGAAAUCAUGUUCCGGAACCAGACGGCCCACUGGCCCAAAGCCUCAGUGGUGUUUGAGGUGGACUGCAACCAAAAGUACCUUAACGCGGCCUUGUGGUGCAAAGAUCCCUUUAAGCAAGGCAGCUUGUUGUGCCUGGGUCAUGUCAGCCUCCAGCUGGAGCACAUCGCUCUGGAGUGUAUGGCCACUUCUUCUGCAGAGUACCAGAGCACCUUUAGGUUGUUGCCCCCAGAACCAAGAGCCAACGUCAGUCGUACCGCUCUGCGCAACCUCAGCACCCACAAGGGCUUCAACGAGAAGCUGUGCUAUGGAGACGUUACCUUAAACUUCUGUUACCUUGGUGAAGGCGAGCAGGAGUGUCCAGUGGGGCUUAUGGAGAGGGAGAGGGAGGGGAGCCUCCAUGAUGAGGAUCUGAGGGAAAGGGAACCUGACCUCGCAGUAUCUCGUGACGACUUGGCCUACAGUACCAUUCAAGGGGCAGAAGUCCGCCACAACUUCCAGGAUACCCAGUUUCAGAACCCUACCUGGUGCGAGUACUGCAAAAAGAAGGUCUGGACCAAGGCAGCUUCUCAGUGUAUGGUUUGUAGUUACAUUUGCCACAAAAAGUGCCAGGAUAAGUGCCUCGCUGAAAGUCCCUUCUGUGUUGCAACCGCCGAACGUCGUGGGGCUGACCCUGAAGCCAAAUCCACCAUCAACCGGGCCACCGGCCUAACGCGCCACAUCAUCAACACCAGCUCCCGCCUGCUCAACCUGCGUCCGGUGCAAAAGACUCGACUCGUUGAGCAUGUGGCGGACGUGCCCGGAGCUGUGGAGCCAUCGCCCAAACAGACUCCCAACACGUCCGACAACGAGAGCAGCGACACCGAGACCUACACGAGCGGCGCCAGCCCCUCCAAGCAGCCCGGCGGCGCCGGCGCCAAGCUCGCACGCAAGGAGGGCGGGUUGGACGACAGCGUCUUCAUUGCUGUGAAGGAAAUCGGCCGUGACUUGUACCGAGGGCUGCCCACAGAUGAGCGCUCCCAGAAGCUGGAGUUGAUGCUGGAUAAGCUCCAGCAGGAGAUCGACCAGGAGCUGGAACAUAACAAUUCCCUUCUGAUGGAGGAGAGAGAGGCGUCGGACGCCCGGCGGAAGGCCCUGAUCGGGACGGCUCUGACCAAGUCCAGCGAGCGGCUGCAGGCCCUCACCCUGCUGAUGAUCCACUACCGGGCAGGCAUAGAGGACCUGGAGUCGGUGGAGAGCACCUCCCCCUCGGAGCAGCAGGGCCUUAAAGCUAAAGCGGAGAGUCUGGAGGAGGAGGCCCUGAUGGGAGCGGAGGUGUAUGACAGUGACAUGUGCAGCCCUGUAGAGGGCCAGCUGGCGGAGGACAUCAGCGAGGAGCAGAUCUGUGUGGAGGCGCUCCAGUAGGCCAGACGCUUGGGACUUCUGCUUCUCGGAACAUCACUUCCUGUUUGUGGUUCUGAUACGGAGACAUUUCAGUAAUCCUUGUGAGAUUGGAGGAUCUGAUUUACCUGAGAAUACAUGAAUGAGUGAGUGAAGUUGUUACAGAUGUUCUGAUUUGCACUAAGUGACCCCGUGGUAAGGCUGCAGGAUCUAAAGGGAAGCCGUGAUUGGAGCAGCAGGUUUGUCCUGCUCUCUGUCUCGUUGUUUCAGACGGACUUUAGGACACGUCCAAUUUUCUUUGUGGUUCAGCCACCGGUCACCGCCUGUGACCUGUAUGGUCUUUGUGAAAGAGACAGUCGGGCUUCUGGAGUUUUCCAGAAACGGAACGUUACAGUUUCUGUUUCCUACAAGAAUUUCUUGUUUGUUUUUAGCACUUUCAAUGGUUACGUGUUUGGAUGUGGAAGCUUCGGUUUGGGAACAUGUUUACUACGACGCAGGUGUGAUUAUCCUGGUUAAUGUUUCUGUUACAUCCUGUUUCUGUGUUUGUUUAUCUUCCUGCAUCAGAUUUCAACAUCAAACCUGCUUUGUGUCCGAAGGCUUCAGGUUGGAGCAGCAGGACGACUUAUUUUCCUGUUAGUGUUUUUCUGAUGAUUUCAGUGGCAGUAGACGAGAAACCUGCUGUUGUGUGUUUAGCUCCUUCCAGCUGUGUGGUACAGCUUCCUGCAGCUGAUAAGAGCGGCAUCAUCCCAGGAACCAUCUUUAUUUCAUUAGAUCUCGUCCAUCUUAGCAGAGUUUAAACCUUUUGUUACAGAUGAACCUUUUUGACCCUUGGAUGCUUAAACACUGCUUUUUGCACCUUAAACAGCAGAACCUGCAGCUUUGGUUUGCAAUAGAAACGUUUUAUAUGUUAAAGCAAACUGCAGUGAUGCUGCCACAUGGAGACGAACCCCAACAUCACAUAACUUGGUAUAAAUCAGACAAACGAUGCACGGCAAAAUACUUGGCCCUUUUGACCUCUGGAGUUUUUUAAUUGUUGGAACCUUUCAUCACAGUUGAUGGAGGACUGACUCUCCUGCAGAUAAAAACAUCACAUUUAUUUAUCUUUUUAUGUUGCCUUCAACAGUUACAGCAGAUCAGUGAAAAUGACCAAAAUGCACGUUGGUGAAGUGAGAAGCUGGAUUUGGUAUAAAGCUGCAAAGCUUCUGCACUCGUUAGUUUCUGUAUAUCCAGAUUUUUUUGUGCAAUAUUUUUGUAAAAAAAAAAAAAAAAGAGAAGUCGAUAAACAUUAAUGAGUCACUGUAGCUGUCUGCAUAAACCCCCGAAGAGGAGUUCACUUCAUCUCACAUCCAUGUUCUCUCUGGGCCUGUGGAGUGCUGCUGCUGCUUCUGGAACAACGUGCUCUACUAAAGCUUCCACCCCAGGUCCUGACCGCUCAGAGACUUCACACGCUGCACGAGUCCCACCACGGCUUUGAGCAGCUCAACAAGGUGUUUGUAAUCUUUACUGUUUUCUUAGUUUAACCGUUCUAGAGGAAGUCUUGUGAUGAAGCUUCAUUGUACAUAAAUAAAUAAGAACAAGUGAAUUCCCUUAAA